Ectocarpus siliculosus is the source of this 771-nucleotide messenger RNA. The record is from the annotation of a GenBank genome assembly. Lineage: Eukaryota; Phaeophyceae; Ectocarpales; Ectocarpaceae.
CUCUCUCUCUCCCCCUCCCUGAUCUCUCUGCCUUCCGCACAUCCAGCCUAGAAACAUGACGGUCACACCCUGCGACACACCUGAGGCGCUGUCGACUGCCCUGACCGGUGCUGGAUCCAAGCUGGUGGUGGUUGACUUCCACGCCACCUGGUGCGGCCCUUGCAAGCGGAUCGCUCCCUUCCUGGUUAAGCUGUCGGAGACUCUGACCGACGUCGUCUUCCUCAAGGUGGACGUGGACGAGAACAGCGACGCGUCGGAGAAGUACGGGAUCGAGGCCAUGCCCACCUUCAAGUUCAUCAAGAACGGGGAGGUGGUGGAGACGGUCACCGGUGCCGACGAGGCUAGCAUCGAAGCCACCGCCCGGCAGUUCAAGUAGAUAAAUACUUGUAUAAAAAGCAACGACUGACUAUGUUACCUGUGAUAACACCGAGAGAGGGGCAGGAAACUGCGUUGUUGUUGGUGCAUAGAUGAGGAAGAGAAGAGGGGGCCUGGCCCGUUUACGCGCUUUUUAUUGUGACAAGACAAGGCUGGGGAGGGGUAGGGUUUGCCGCGGCCCGGCACGUCAAGGACAAGACGUACUGACGUUGUACCAAAGAGCGGUAUUGUAUACAUGUAGGAAGGUUUGUGACAGCAGUCAGUAACGGAAAGGAUGCGCGUACAUGCAUGAUCAUGUUGGAGAACGGGGCAGCUUGUAGCUUGGGGUGCGUGUUUUCCGUUUUCCUUGGGCUUGCACGCAUGGUGGCUUCAACGCGAUCAGCUAGACUACAUGCG